Daldinia caldariorum is the source of this 1870-nucleotide messenger RNA. Its product is annotated as general substrate transporter. Gene Ontology annotation, cellular component: membrane. The record is from RefSeq and is a predicted model, not a curated record. Gene Ontology annotation, biological process: carbohydrate transport; transmembrane transport. The transcript has 3 exons. The coding region runs from base 145 to 1782 and encodes 545 amino acids. Gene Ontology annotation, molecular function: carbohydrate:proton symporter activity. Lineage: Eukaryota; Fungi; Ascomycota; Sordariomycetes; Xylariales; Hypoxylaceae.
CUAUUUCCCUAUCCUCCAGCUUCUCCCCCAUCUCCAAAUUCCUACCCCUUCUCACUCCAGGUUUCAGUGAAUCUUGUAGUAUAGAUUUCCUCCCCUGGCGCGAGUCCUACGUAGAAUAACCAUCACCAACGUUAGUCUACGACAAUGGGGCAUAAGGACGACGCCAACGGCGCUCCCACCUAUUGGGGCACGUCUGGCAAGACGUUACAGAGAUUAAUCACAGCCGUAGCGACCACGGAUUUCUUGCUGUUCGGUUAUGAUCAGGGCGUUAUGUCCGGUAUCAUCUCGGCCCCUGCCUUCACCUCGGACUUCCCGGAGGUCAAGGGGGACAGCACAUACGAGGGUUUCGUCGUAUCUAUCUAUGCUGUCGGCUGCUUUCUGGGUGCCUGUUUCAUUCUCACCUUCGGCGACCACCUUGGCCGCCGCAGGUCUAUCUUUACCGGAGCUACUGUCAUGAUCAUCGGCGUUAUCAUUCAGAUUUGUGCUAUUCCCAACGGUUCCGGAGGAGGUGCGACGGCACAGUUUAUCAUCGGACGGUGUAUUACAGGUAUAGGUAACGGUAUCAAUACUUCGACAGUGCCAACCUACCAAGCCGAAUGCAGUCACUCUCACAACCGUGGAAAACUCAUCUGUAUCGAGGGCGGAAACGUCGCGAUCGGAACUUUGAUUGCCUACUGGAUCGACUACGGCUGUACCUAUGGGCCUCACGCCUUCGUUUGGCGAUUCCCCAUUGCAUUCCAGUGUGUCUUCGCUAUUGUCGUCAUCAUUCUCAUGCUUCAACUACCGGAAUCGCCUAGAUGGCUAUUAACUAAAGACCGAAACGAAGAGGCAGCAACAGUUCUAGCGGCUCUCAAUGGCGAACGCCGGGACAACCCUGCUGUCCAGACACAGGUUGCUGUUAUCGUUGAUGCCAUUCGUGCUUCUGGCCAUGGUGGUGGUGUCACUCCCAUCUCUGACCUCUUUACCGGUGGCCCGACUCAGCACUUCCGCCGUCUUCUGCUCGGUGCCUCUUCGCAGAUGAUGCAGCAGCUGUCCGGCUGCAACGCCGUCAUUUACUACUUCCCCAUUCUCUUCCAGACUUCGAUCGGAACUUCGCACAACCUGGCCCUGCUUCUCGGAGGUGUCAACAUGGUCGUCUACUCUAUCUUUGCCACCACCUCGUGGUUUGCUGUUGAGCGGAUUGGUCGCCGAAAGCUCUACCUCAUCGGUACUGUCGGCCAGUGCUUAUCCAUGGUUCUGACUUUCGGUGCUUUGAUUCCUGGAACAGAGGAAGCGGCUAAGGGAGCAGCCGUCGGUCUUUUCACUUACAUUGCAUUCUUCGGUGCCACAUGGCUUCCGCUACCGUGGCUGUACCCUGCCGAGAUCAACCCGCUCAAGACGCGUGCCAAGGCCAACGCGACAUCGACGGUCUCCAACUGGCUAUGGAACUUCUUCAUCGUGAUGGUCACGCCUGUACUGCUAAGCAAUACGGGACGAAGCGGUUGGGGUACUUACCUAUUCUUCGCGAUACUUAACGCUAUUUUCUUCCCUAUCAUUUACUUCCUAUACCCUGAGACAGCCGGACGUACCCUUGAAGAGAUUGAUAUCAUCUUCGCCAAGGGUCACGCCGAAAAGAUGAGCUAUGUUAAGGCUGCGCAAGAGUUGCCCCGUCUUACGGAGGAGGAAGUCGCACAGAAGGCCCGCGAGUACGGGUUCUGCUUGUCCGACGAGGAGGCUGCCGUCAGCAUGCACGAGAACGAGAAGCCCGAGGCCACCUUGUCGACACCGCCUUCUUCGGAUUAAUGCGGCAAUGUGGCGCGAGGUUUCGCGAUUAGAUGAUCGCGCAACUGGUCGCGAUCACCUGAUUUUCUCCUAUUUCAGCAACGCUCAC